UUUUCAGGUGUGAUAGGUUUCAUGUCAUUGCUCCACUUCGAUCUCGAUCCAGUAGUGAUGGUAUCACUUCUGAUGACCAUCGGUAUGAGCGUUGAUUACGUCGCUCAUGUAGCUUAUCACCUACAGUUGGAUUCGAAAGGAGUAAUCAGCGGAGGAUCUGUGGUACGAACUCCAAUCAGCGGUUUUGCUAAAAAGGUGGAAAAUACAGUGGAGUGUGUGGCGCUGCCAUUAGCGCAAUCGGCCUUAUCGACUAUCACCUGUGUUCUUCCUCUGCUGUUCCUUCACGUGAGUUUUCAAAUUGAAGUCUUCAUAAGGUAG
Molecule: messenger RNA, 318 nt
Organism: Haemonchus placei
Lineage: Eukaryota; Metazoa; Nematoda; Chromadorea; Rhabditida; Trichostrongylidae
Source: the annotation of a GenBank genome assembly